This is a messenger RNA of Sardina pilchardus (European sardine), 7114 nucleotides long. It is a transcript of the gene arid3a, whose product is annotated as AT-rich interactive domain 3A. Gene Ontology annotation, cellular component: nucleus. Gene Ontology annotation, biological process: regulation of transcription by RNA polymerase II. The record is from RefSeq and is a predicted model, not a curated record. Gene Ontology annotation, molecular function: DNA binding. The coding region runs from base 704 to 2380 and encodes 558 amino acids. The transcript is spliced from 9 exons. Lineage: Eukaryota; Metazoa; Chordata; Actinopteri; Clupeiformes; Clupeidae.
GAUAGAGCUCAUACCACUCAUAACAGUGAUACGUUAAGAGAAUAUAUUUUAGUUUUGGAGGGAAAGUUGUGGUCAAUAACCGCUCAAAAAGCUAGAUUUUAACUGGGAAAUCAGGAAUGUUUCUUCCGGUUCCCAAGAGUGCGAAAACAAAACGGAAACAGAAUUGGCCUUGCUAGUGCUGCGGUGUCAGACGGAGGGGGACUCGUCCGUCCAGGUCUGGCUCACUCAUCGGCCUGCUGGGAGAUCGGAGCGGCUGCACACCUGUCCGGGGUCAGAGGGGGCCGCCAUCUGAGCGGGGGUGGAGAGACGCCGUCCGACUUGCCCUUCACGGGAGGAAGGGAGGGGGACCCACACAGACGGCGGGAGCCUUCACACGUCAUUGUCCCCACUAGGACUUGGAACGUUUUGUUUUAAUUAAUCCAAUUUAGAUUUCACUUUUUAAUCCCUUAAGUGUUAAUAAACCUAAGCAAAACGGGGAAACCCUUACCACAUUCAUCAUCAUCCUCAUCAUCAUCAUCUUCAUCAUCCAUCAUCAACACCUUAGCCUACAAAAGCCUUAAAACGCCUUAAACUCCUUCUCCGCUUGAGGGAGUACCAGAGAAGGAAAGACCCCCCCCCCCCCCCCCAAUUCCUUCUGCUCUCCCCCCCCCACCACCACCACCUAGCCCACUCCUCCCCCAGCUCCCAGCCCCUCACCCUGGAGAUGAAGCUCCAGGCCGUGAUGGAGAACCUGCACAGGCAGCAGAGAGCCAAGUUACUGAUGGAGCUGGAGCAGCAGAAGCAGCAGCAGACGGCUCAGACCCAAGCGCAGCUCGAGCGCGGAGGGACGGUGGCCGGCGGCCCCGACGAGGAGCGCAUGGGCAGCCCGGCGGCCGAGUCGGAGCACGCUCAGAUGGCAGCGCUGGCGGCCAUGCGCGCGGCCGCGGCCGGCCUGCAGAGGCAGGAGGACAGCCCCAUGUCGGAGCGCAGCAGUGUCGGCGACGAAGAGGACGACGAGGACGACGACGAGGCGGAGGAGCCCUACAAGGACAUGAUGGGUUCGGAGGAGGAAGAGCAGUUAAAGCAGAAGUGGGACGAGGAAGACUUUGAGGGGGAAAUGGAGGAGGACUACGACGACGACCUGGCCGACGAAGGCCUGCCCACAGGGCGCGAGGCCCUCACCCCCGGCAAGGGCAUCCUGCUCCUGCCGCACCGCCAGCUGCACCCCAACUCCCAGCUGCUGAAGCAGCGCAUGGCCCCGGAGCAAGAGCCCCGCGGGGCCGCCCUGCCCGUGCACGCCUCUCAGGGCCCGCAGGCCCCCCAGGACCACGCCGACUGGACCUACGAGGAGCAGUUCCGUCAGCUGUAUGAAUUGGACGGAGACCCCAAACGCAAGGAGUUUUUGGAUGACCUGUUUAGCUUCAUGCAGAAGCGAGGAACACCAGUCAACCGCAUCCCCAUCAUGGCUAAGCAAGUGCUUGACCUGUACAUGCUGUAUCAGCUAGUGACAGAGAAGGGUGGCCUUGUGGAGGUCAUCAACAAGAAGCUGUGGAGGGAGAUUACCAAAGGACUCAACCUGCCUACCUCAAUCACGAGUGCUGCUUUCACCCUCAGGACACAAUACAUGAAGUACCUUUACCCUUAUGAAUGUGAUAAGCGGGGACUGAGCAAUCCCAACGAGCUCCAGGCCGCCAUCGACAGCAACCGGCGAGAGGGCCGGCGGCAGAGCUUCGGCAGCUCCCUCUUCACCUACUCGCCCAACGGCACGCCCACCAUGCUCUCCUCCCCCAAGCUCUCCAUGUCCAGCAUGGGCCUGGGAAUGGGCACCAACGGGGCAACAAUGACGCCCAUCCAGAAAGUCAAGAAAGAGGACGAGGCUGUGCAGCCCCUGUCGGCGGCCGGACGGCUCCCGGGCUCUCUGUCGGGCCACUCGGUGCUGGCGGCCCAGGCGGCGGCAGUGCAGACGGCUGCCGCGCAGGCGGCCAUGGUGGCGCAGGUGGCGGCGCUGGAGCAGCUGCGGGAGAAGCUGGAGGCGGGCGAGCCGCCGGAGAAGAAGAUGGCGCUGCCCGCCGAGGAGCACCAGCGGCUGCUGCAGAGGGCCCUGCAGCACAACCUGCUGGCCAUGACCGCGCAGAUGCCCAUGAACAUCCGCAUCAACAACCAGGAUGGCAGGCAGGACACAGCCCUCAAUCUGACCACCAAUGGCAUGAGCAGCAUCAGCAUGUCCGUGGAGCUUAAUGGAGUUGUCUAUACAGGUGUCCUUUACGCCCAAGGGGCUGGCUUGUCGUCUUCAGGUGCAUCGGCGUCCGCCAGUAACAGCAAAGCAUCUGGCGGGCGUGGUGCCUCCCAGUCCCUCCCCCACACACCUACCUCAUCCACUUCCAGUAACCCGCCGCUUUAAGUCACCUCCCACCGGUCGUGCUCUCUUUUGUUGUUGCUAAAGAAAGCCAAAACACAGACCUCAUUACUACAAAAGCAAUGCCAAAAAAAACAAGCAAAUACAAUGGUUACAAACAAACACCCAGACAACUUGAAAUACACUAUCUCAGGUUUUCUCUUUAUAUUAUCUCUCUCUUGCUCAGAGGCCAAAAAUAGCAUACAAAGAAAGAAAAGAGCCAGUACAUGUAUAUAUAUAUAGAAAUCUAUAUGUAUGCACAUCCUGUGAAUAAUUUAUUUCUUCUCCAUAUCAGGGUGAUCUGAGAUCAAAAGAGAAAGUAACAAUAACCAGGAUGGGCAAUACACUGUUUACACAUUCACACAGCUACUGACAGAAAAUGAAGCUUCUUAAAGGAAACCAUUAUUACUGUUGCUAUAUUAUUAUUAUUAUUAUUAUUAUUAUUAUUAUUAUUAUUAUUAUUACUAUUAUUAUUAGCAUCAUGCAAACAUUGCUAAUUGAUUAUGCUGGUAUUUGAAAAUACAAUCAACUAAGUAACUUUGUGACCUCAUCAAACAGUGCUCUCUCUAGUGUGUUUUGACCAUGGCUAUGUCCUUGUUUGCAUUUGUGUGUGUGUGUGUGUGUGUGUGUGUGUGUGUGCGCGCACACACUCUCUUAUGGAGAUCCCUUAUACAGACAUAUUAGUCUCGGAGCUGUACCCAGCCAGGCCUGUGUCUCCUCAACCUUUUGCAGAGUGUUUUGUUUUGAUGAAUUUUCUUUUCAAUACCUCUGUUUUAAAUCAGACAGGAUAACUUGCAUUUAUUGUUUUUAAUGUCUGAGGAUAACAAGUCCAUCUUUUCUGUCUGGGUUGUCUCCCAUAGGAUAAACAAAGACCAUCCUACCUGGUCUGCACUCUGCAUCAACAUGCAGUUGUUUUCAGAAGCAGAAGUGCUUUUAAAAGACCUCACAUUUUGAGAUCACAAAGGCCUACAACUCCUUAAAUCCCGAUCCUUGCCUUGUAUAAUUCAAACAAAAGAAGCUUUGGGAAAAGAGAUGUUUGCGCUCAGGUACAUUUAUUUUAAAAGGCAUUACUCAACUGUGGGCACUGCCCAUAGAAACAGUUCUCAGGUAAAAUGGCCAGGGAUGCAGGGUUACUUCAUAAACUUCUGGAAGUACAAAAUAUUUGAAACAGGAUGGGAGGGAAUGCCACUGAUUAACCCUGUUAAGAGAUAACAGAACUUGCUAUUUCGUUCUCAUUUACGUUUUUUUUUUUUACCUUUCCUGUCUUUAGGUAUGAAAUAUUUGUACUUAGAUAUAUCCAGAAAUAUUUACAUUUUAACGAAUAUAUCUGUUCAUUUUACCUUAAUAUUUUAGCACUAAUUUUAAGGGUUAAUUAUCGAAAGUUGUCAUAUGGCUGUGUCAUUUUCCUGGAGCUUUUGACGGCGUUAAAGUUAUUUCCUUUUAUUUGCAACUACCAAAUAUUUACAUAUACCAAAUAUAUGCGCAAAGACAAUGACAUUUAAAUGUUUUACCACCCCCCACAACAACAAAAACUAUUAUUCAUAAUUUUAAAUGAACAAAAUGUUUGUCUGAUUUUAUUUUUUGUACAUUUCCACAAUUCAUGUAGCCUGCUCUGUGGCUGGACAGAAAGUCAUAGCUUUCAACCUCCAAAGAUAGAAUGCCUUAAACCUUGUGGUAACCUCUCCUUUGUGCUCAGCAGAGGGCAGGAAUCUAUCGUUGUCAUGUGAACUAAUUUAGCAGCCAGUGAGGAUGUUGCCUUGGAGCAUGCUGGGCAUUCAGACCCUGUUGAAUGUAUCUGUAGUUUCACUCUGAGCAUGGAUUCUGUGCCAGUCAAUCUAUUGCAUUUAAAGACCAUUACCAACCUUUCUGUUGACACAAAAAACGUCACUUCAUGAAUGAGACUUCAGAUCAAAUAUGUGUCAUUUUUUUGUCCAUACAAUCUGACCUUGGUUCUCUAAGCUGCGGUGUAGAAAAUACAUGGCCUAUUUUUGUGAGUGUGUUGAAGAAUUGUAUUGCAUAGACACACAGCUCUUUCACUUUACUGAACAUCAGUAUCAGGAGUGUGGGAAUACCAAGAUCUUGAGUUGGUUAGGUUCCACCUAUAAAUGCCCUCAGAGUUGUGUUUAGAGUAGGCUAUCCCAACAUUAAUCAUGAAGAAGACAAUCAAGUUGUGGAGGGAGCAUUUCAAGUGUACAGACGUCAGAUGUUUUGUUUUCUGGGCAGUAAAGCACCUGUAGAGACAACAGCUGCUGAUUUAUUGGACAACAAUCAUGAAUUAAUGAAAUGGUCAGUGGUUCUGCCAGUGUUAAGAGUUUGAACCAAAAACAGACAAGAUGCUAAAGUAAUAGGCUAUGUGAUGUUAGUGUCCUUGGAACUAAAUAAGUGAACAAACAGACGCUUGCCAUCUGCCACAGUGCAUUUUCAAAACCUUGAAAGCCUUGAAAUUUGAUAUCGCCUAACUUAACACCUAAACUGCAUUAAGACAGGUUUGCGUUCAAAAUGUUCAAAACAUGAGCCAGCUCUUGUGCAGUUGGAAAACUGGUCUCGCUUCACUUAUUCGGUUAUUCAUUCACAAUUAUUGUACCACUGAGCAUGCGGCUCUUAAUCAUAAUAUUCUCAUUACAUUCUCAUCUUAAUCAUAACAUUCUCAUAAUCCCAGAUAUUGCAGAAUGGAUUGAGAUGUCUCAGGGAAGAAUUAUUUUGUGUCAAUCAUUAAUCAGGAUACACAGUACACCUUGCGGCCUUAUUUCUUGAGCUACUGCUUCGAAAAGGAGAACUACUCUACCUCAAGUGUACGAUUUCUCUACACCGCAAAAUGGCAAGCACAUCAUUUAAAAACAUUUAUCAAUAGAGGCCCAUAAUGGUGAUCAUGUAGGCCCAACUGACUGCUGGAAGGAACUGGGCAAUACAUCUGAUUCUAUGCCAGUUAUGCUUUACCACUUUGGCACUGGACAACUAUGAAGUGAAUAGGGCUGCCCCCUGGUGGAAGUUUUUGAUACUGCAGCUGCACAAUGGCAUACAGCUUGCAGUUACUGUUUUGUCUUUCUCCACACCUCUUGACAGUAGUAUGGAUGCAUUUUUAUUUAUUUUUGUCUUUUAUUUUAUUGUGUCUUAUAAACGGAAACUAGAUUACAUAAUCAAAUCUUUGCGUACAGCCUUAAAGCAUGGAAUUGUGUUAGCGUAUGAUUUUAAUACUGCAAGAACAACCAAAACAGUGUAUUAUAAAGAAGACAAUGUGCUAAUUAUAAAUGUAGGAUGCCUUCUGCAAUAGCCAUUUUAAGUAGCAAGAUUCAGUGUCCUAGAUGAGAGGAAAAAAUCAGAUAGGCCUACAGGAACACACAAUUCUUGUUGUAAUAGUAGUAGCAAUUGUAGUAAUAAUGAUAAUAAUAAUAAUAAUAAUGAUGAUGAUAAUUAUAAUAAUAAUAAUAAUGUUUGCUUUCACAUGGGAAUUUGGAGUAUAAAUGAGGCAUUUAUCGUCUUCUCAGGAAAUACAGUUCUACCUCCAGAUAAUGGACAUAUUCAUUCUUGGGCUAUGGUUACAGUUUUGGUGUGUGCAUAAAAGAGAUAUUCUAUAUUUUAUUGGUGUUACAGUUGAUUUCAACAGUAGCGCUUUUGCAUAUGGGUUGAUUUAUUUUUCUUUUCUUUCUUUUCUCUCUCUCUCUUAUUUUGAUGCAUAUACAAUUAUUACUUUUAGAUUUUUUUUCUUUUUUGUAUUUGUCUACAUGUUCCGUGUAUGUUAUGUUUAACAUGAUUCAACAAUAUUUCACCCAGUAAAAGAGUGGAAUGAAAACCAUUAAUAAAAACCAUUAAUGAAAUGCAUGCAGACAUGGCACUCAGUGCCAGUUUAGAUUUUUAAGUAUAACAGCAGAACAUCUGAGAGAAACAUGCUCAUGAGAAUGUUAGAGGGUGUGAUGGAUAGGUGUUUUCAGGGCCGUUUCAAUGACUGCUUUACUUUUAUUUCCUCUCUGAGGGGUGAGGAACGGCUCUUACCUAUUUAAUCAAAGAAUUUAUGUGUGAAUACUUAACUUUAUUUUGAAUAAAAAUAUAUCAAAUAUAUCCAUUUUUCAAACCUGAAGAGCCGUCAGCAGAAGUGUUACUCUCCUCUCCAUCACAUUUUCUUUUUUAAACCUACAUUUUGUUCUUAGAAAUUUCACACAAGUGCGUGGAUGAAUGUGAACCCAUAAUUUAUGAAAAGGAUUAUGUCUUUGUCUCUGUCCCUUUCUCUAGCAUUGAAUGUCAGUAAUGUUUGGAAUAGAGUUUUACUGGGACAUAUGAUUAAAGUCACUCAUGCAACUAUUAAACUUUCAUUUGAAAUGCCUUUUACACAUUUUUUCUCACUAUCUGAAUGGAAAAGGUUGCAAGGUAAACAAUGUAACCUCUUGAUAAAAAAGGGUGUGUCUAUCUGUGUUCAGCUCUCUACUAAUGUACAGAACAUUGUUGCUUGCAAUUAACAGAUGUUCAUGUCAAGGGUUUGUAAUGAAACGUAACAAUACACUGAAAGUUUACAUUUUAUAUCUGUCCCACAAUGUUUUUUCAAACUUCAGAUAGCCUAUUGAUAAUUUAGAGUUUGGGCUGUAAACUUAAAAUGCUUAAGAAAUAAAAUUCAGUUCUGAUAUUAAGAUGAAUGUGUUUGUGGUUGCAUGGAAGAUUCACAUUGCACUAGUCUGGGUGGACCCAAACUUAACUGUUUAGGCCUAAGCAAAUUUGAAAUCACUAUGCAAGUCGGAAAGUAGCCCAUGG